Molecule: messenger RNA, 6349 nt
Organism: Hemicordylus capensis (graceful crag lizard)
Lineage: Eukaryota; Metazoa; Chordata; Lepidosauria; Squamata; Cordylidae
Gene: TCP11L1
Product: t-complex 11 like 1
Exons: 11
Coding region: 709-2235 (508 amino acids)
Biological process (GO): signal transduction
Source: RefSeq, a predicted model, not a curated record
AAAAAAUAGCGGCUGCGUGCAUGCUUUGGGUGGAGGGGGAUUUUACAAUGAAUAACAAUCAUUUUUGCCUGCACGGAUCGUCCCUCAUAAUUCCCCCUUACGCCCUGAACGUAGUGUGGAAAGGCGGGCUGCAGUGGAAGUGCUGGAAUGGGCCCCCGGCCCUUACUAUAGCUACCCGGCCCGUCCAUCCUUCGAAAGCCCCCGGGAGUUGGGGAGGGAGUACAUUUGCCUCCCCCACAAAUUGUCACUCUUGCUGUCUUGAUUGACAACUGUCUAUGGCCGGCGCGCACGCGCGCGGCCCCUCCCUUGCUGCUCACUGAGGUUCCGCGCACUUGUCCUGCUGCCGCGGUUUUGACUCAAGCUUCCCGGCAGCAGCUCUCGCCUUGGCAGCGCACAGACAUGGCGGCGCCCUGUAAGUAGCUGGCGGCUUCCGGCUUUCUGCAAUCUCCCGGCUGGCCAUGAAGAGACGGCAGGAGGAUCUUACGUUUGUAUAUUAGUAUUGUUGCUGUUGCCGCCGCGCCCCCGCCCCGCGUUUGCAACCGGACUCGGUUGCGGAUUGGUCGCUGUUGAUGCAAAAAGUUGCCCUGCUCUCAGACUUCUUGCUCCUGUUUAGUUUUUCUGACUUGAAAUUGUAGUCCCAAGACUUUUGUUUUGCUGGUGCUUUCUUGUUUGAAAGCUUGGUCCAAGGACAUUACGUGAAAACUAAGAAUGUCCCAGGACCCAGGCAAACAAGGUAAAAAUGAAGAGAAAUCGGGUGACUUGGAGGAUACCCAGCAGGAAAGCUUGGACAACCCAGAACAGUCUGUCAGAAAGAAAAUUCGACAGAAUACACCAAGUCCCAGCAGAGGCAACACUCCUCAGGCUAGUCCCCCUCAGUUUGUGUCAGUGGAGGAGCUGAUGGAAACAGCAAAAGGCGUUACUAACAUGGUAUUAGCCCAUGAGAUUGUGAUCAAUGGAGGCUUCCAGAUUAAGCCAGCUGAAUUGCCAGAGAAUAGCCUGGAAAAAAGAGUAAGAGAUAUUGUCCACAAAGCUUUUUGGGAUUGCCUUGAAGCCCAAUUAAAAGAAGACCCACCAUCAUACAGUCAUGCAAUUACACUUGUGGGAGAGAUCAAAGAGGCUCUUUUAUCUUUUUUGUUGCCUGGACAUACUAGAUUAAGAAAUCAGAUCACUGAAGCUUUAGAUCUGGAGCUGAUAAAACAAGAGGCAGAGAAUGGGGCCCUUGAUAUUUCUAAACUGGCAGAAUUCAUCAUUGGAAUGAUGGGGACCCUAUGUGCUCCAGCUAGAGAUGAGGAAAUUAAGAAGCUGAAAGACAUUCAUGAAAUAGUCCCCCUGUUCAGAGCAAUUUUUUCUGUGUUGGACUUGAUGAAAGUGGACAUGGCUAACUUUGCUGUCAGUAGCAUUAGGCCACAUUUAAUGCAGCAAUCAGUUGAAUAUGAAAGGAAGAAAUUUCAGGAAUUAUGUGAGAAACAACCAAAUUCCUUAGAUUUUGUCACUGAAUGGCUGCAAGAAGCUGCAGAUGACUUGAAGUCCAACAUCCCCCCUGCUAUUGAUGCUGCUGCCGCCUCCAUCACUGAAGCCUCUAUAUUGUGUCCUAUUGAUGUACAGAAUCAUGCAUACCUUAAACUGCUCAAGUGGGAUCAUCUGCGAAAGCCUUUCCCAGAGACUGUGCUAAUGGACCAAACCCGCUUCCAGGAGAUGCAAAUGGAACUGGACCAGUUUAUUUUAACUGGUGCUAUUCUCCUGAUAACAUUCAAUGCUGCAGGCCCAGCACUUUCAGGUUUGCCAGCCGUUACUGACAAGCUCAGAAUGAUUAUACAAGUGCUGCUGACAGGGCUACACCUUCCUUCCUUCAACCUGAGUGAAGCUUUGGCUACAACCAGUGAAAAGAUAUGUGCUGAAGUUAAUACUUGCCUUUCUGAACAUGGAUUUACGCCUUUCACGCUUGAGAAAGAGACUGUGCUUAAAGGACAGAUCCAGGCUGUGGCCAAUCCUGAUAACACCAUAUGCAAACUGAUAGAUUCAAGAAUCCAGUCGUUCCUGGAGAGUUACCUUGCUUCUGGUCACCAGAAAUCCCUUCCUGCUAUUCCUGGUGGAUUAGGUCCUAUUCAGAGAGAGCUGGAGGAAUUUGCUGUCAAGUACGUUCGCCUGGUCGACUACAACAAGAUGGUCUUCAGUCCUUACUAUGAUGCAGUUCUCAGAAAAAUACUGAAUAAAGAAGAAUCAGCACAGCUAUGAGGAAAACUGGGAGAUAUCAAAUUCUGGUUUGUUUGUUGCCCCAGACAGUGGGGCUUCCAUCCAGAGCAGAGUAGUAGAAGGCUGCAUGUUGCACUUGUGUUUCUGUCAGAUACAUCAGGGUUGGAAAGCAGAAGUCCUUUUCAGGCCCCGGUUGUCUAUUGGGGACCCCCACAAUCAGUCUUAGCAUUCCUAUUCUCCUCCUAUCCCCCUCAGUUCCAGACCAGUGUUUUUUCAAGAACUUCCAAGUACACAGAUGAAACUGUUAAGCAAACUGGAGAUGGCUGGGUGAGAAGAACCAAAAUUCAAGAGUAAGUGAACCGCCUAGAGCCUUUGGAGCCUUAAUAUACAUUCAAUAAAUAAAUACAUGGUGACUUCCCCCUGCUCCUGUCUGAUCUUAACAGUUGAUCAGUGCUCUGGGGAGACUUGCUGAGAACCUGCUACUGCAAAGUACUGCUUUAUUGAACUGAUUUAUAAAGGUUUGAAUAUUCCCUUGAUAAAGAUGUAUACCUAAACUCAUUGGGAAAGCCAAUCCUAAACCAUUGUUGUAACUUGCACUUGUGCGUUUACAACUAUCCUUGAUCCUCUUCUUCAGUUUGUUCAGAAUCCCCUGAUGAUACCAGUUCGCUUUAGGAAGGCUACUGACAUUGCACCCCCACCCCCACCCCUUGUUCUCUCCAGCAACCUGUAACGGGUACCCAGGCGAGUUGUGGGAUGAAUUCCCUCCAGUUCCUCCUUGUGCAGCAGUUUAUUAUUUUCCUACUAUGGCAGAUCCACACCUGGAAGCCUGUCUGUCUAGGCAUGAAUUGCUGCUCUUGGAUCAGUGUGGUUAACUUCAUCUGUUGCAGAAAGCUUGCAACCUUUCGGAAAUGUAAAAAUGUAAACCAUUUUGGUAAUUCAAUGAUGGAAUACAGAGUGGAUAGCUGAGUGAUGGAGGAGCUACAUGAAAAUAUACCAGCUUAGAAAGCAGAGAGCUGAAAGGGAAUAUGGACCAAGGUAAGACUAAAAUGAAUAGCUGUUGGAACCUUCUUGUGCAUGCACUUUGUGAGACAGAUGCAGGAGUUUCAUAAACAUCUUUCUGUGCUUUUUCAAAGCCUGUCCUAACAGCUGUAACAAACACGUAAUUUCCACAUAUGCCAAACUUGGAUAUUUGUAGUUAAAGCACUUUAUAAGUAGUCUGACAAGGCUUUUUGCCAGCCACAUUUUUUCUAUAUUUGUUUUUCUGCUAAUAUUCUAACAAAACAUAUAUAAUUAUAUUUUGGAGAGUGUUUUCUGGUUCUUCUCUACCACAGUAUUCACAAAAAUGAUGAUCUGUAGAUUCAAGGUGGUAUUUCUCUCUUUUUGAAGUGUGGGAACUAAAACACUUUUGAUAAGGGUGGCGUUACUUGGUUUUCUGUUUGCUGAUCGCAUGGAAUAUUAGUAUAGACAAGCAAACCUUUGUAUUUAAAGCAGUUGUAUAAAGACUUAUUCAUUGAAUGUUCAGGCUGGAGUUGUCUGUCUAAUGAAACUAUUGAAAGUGAGGAAAAGAUGGAUGAAGCUCCUGAGAAACUCUGAUCAAAUAUCAAGCUCGCCCCACCCCCAUCCAAGUGUUUUUAGUGCACAGCUGCUGGGCACAUGCCCCUUCCAAAGAGAUGGCCAGCAUUCUUCGCUGUGGACUCAGUGUCCCCCUCCAACCCCACACAUAUCCAGCAAGCAGUGCACAGGCAGGAAUUCUGAUUCCAUGCACGCAUCACCCUUGCUGGAUUGGAAAGACCUUCUUUGUAUGUUAGAGUGGCUUUAAAUUUCUAGUAGGAAAUAUACUAUUUUUAAUGUUCCAUGGAGUUUAUGGAAAUCUUACUGCUAGUUUUAAAAACAAAUAUGUUUCCAGAAGUUCAUAAACAUCUGUACACUUUGUCUGCUUGAGAAAAUUAACUGUGUUUCUUAAGUCAGUGUCCUGUGAAGUGAUUUCCAACAUCAGAGGCAUAACUAGAAGUAUUUUGGGUCAAAAAUGUGGAACGCAAGAAUAAGUCGGUGAAGUGGUUUUAUAAAUUUUUUGUUGUUGGAAAGCCAGAGUGCAAUACCUGAAUGUUUAGUGGUAGUCUUCUGUGUGAUCUAGUUUUGGCACUUAAAGUUUGUAAAGAAGCAAAACUACACACCUCCAAAAUCUUACUGCUUAAGCAAUCUCUGAAUUACUCCAGUUUGAUCACAGACUAAACAAUCAAAUUAGAACUCUUUUGAUACUGCAGUUUCAUGAACUUAACUAUAUAAUCAACCAAUAUAACCAAAUGUUCUUGUUUCAGUCCAGCAGUCUGUUCCAUAUAUUGGCCUGGCCCACACAGCCAUUCAAAUCUAGGUUUAAUGUGGGUUACUGACAUUGAUAUGAUUGUGUGAACCCACGCCAAGGAGGUUUAUAGCCCAGAAUGAAUAUGAGAUUUCUGCCUUGGCAUGGGUUCACACAGCAGAUGCGUUGGUAAAAAAAAAAAAAUCAAACCUAGAUUCAAACAAUUGUGUGAACCAGACCAUUGUGUAUUAAUUCUUGCUUGCUCAUAGAUCCCUGGAUUGGGGUGACUUUAGUUGGAAAAAGUGCUUUUCCUUCUUAUUUAGGCUCGUACCUUCAAAAUUUGAUGGCUGCAAGAUUUGAAUCAGGGCAAACAUAUGGAUCCAAGAGGUUUUCCUCUUGGUCAAAAAAGUGAGCAAACAUCUACCUUAGCAGGCCAAGAAAAUCACACCAUUGUUUUCAACAUGGGUUUAGACAUAGCACGAAGCUCAACUGAAGCCAAGCUCUGUGUGACAUCCCUCAGCCCUGGGAGUGUUGCACUCCCCCUCCCGCCCCCACACAUGAGCUUCUACUUCCUUGCUAGAUUAGGAUAUGCUGAGAUUGGCAGGAGCGCCCAUUAAGACAAAUCUCAACACAUUCUGACCUAUAAAGGAAGUAGAGCCUUGUGUGGGGAUGGGACAGAACUGUGUGCUCCUGGGGCUGAGGGAAGUUGCACAGAGAUGGGCUUCAGCUUUCUGGAGCGCCAAACCUGUUCAAAUGUUGGCAUUUGAGCCGGCUUGAUGGGCAGUGGGAGGGGGGUACCUUUAACAAACAGGUAAGGAGCUCCUUCCCUGCUUGCUUCCUCCCUGCUGCUUUCCCCCUGCUGGUGCUUGUUUUAGAAGCAGCCACAUGGGGCGCACGUGAAUGCUGGUCAUUUGCAUUGGAGCUGCAGGAAGGAACGCUGCAGCCUUGCAUGGCUGUUUCUAAAACAAGCGCUGGCAGGGGUGGGGGGGAGCAGCGGGGAGAGGGGGAGCAGGUAAGCAGCUCCUUGCCUGUUUGUUAUAGGCACCCCUCCCUGCUCUGCAAGGGAGUGCAUGAACAGCUCAUGCAUAUCCCUAACUUCAGCUGAGCUUGGUGCUACGUCUGAAUCUGCCCACGUAGACAAAACGUUGGUUACUGUCCAGCCAAAGUUCAUCACUUGCUUAAAUCUUUCCAUUGAAAUCAGCUAGAUCAUGUCCAGUGGCCUAGAAUAAUAAAUUUUUAAAAAAAUCUGUGGCUGACAUCCAGACUUAAGUUAUUCAUGAGUAGUCCCAUCAAAAUGAAUGGGACAAGAUAGUCAUGACUACCAUGUGCCAUUAAUGUCAGUGGGACUCAAGGGUGUCACUACUAUUGAACAAGGGGGAGGGGACAGAUGUCCCUGGGCCGCUGAGGUGCAGGGUGGGCACCAGCUGAGUGACAACCUGCUCUUUGCCCUCCCCCUCACACCUCUCUGAAGACUGGGGGGGGGCAGGGGAUCAUCUUCACUUUUUCUCUCAGGGCCCACUCCGAACUUGCUAUGCCCCAGUGGGACUACUCAUGAGUAAUGUCUGGAUGUUAUCUAGCAAAAUGUUUUGCUCCCACGUUAUGACUUUUUAAAAAAUGCUGCUUAGUCAUUUGCAGCAAUAAAUUAGUUGGAAGACAAGUGGAAGACACUUUAAGUGGAAAUUCAUUGUUCUGUCAACAUGUUCUGUAUUGUCUGUAUUUUAUGUAUUUCCUUGAAGUUUAGGAAUGUGAACUUGUUGCUCAUUUCUUUCUUUACUGUUUAUGUUGCUAUUUGCUUUAUAUGCACCAUUAAUAUGAGACUGUAACUCAUCUGUAAUAAAUAAGUUGUAUGUGACAGUC